Penicilliopsis zonata CBS 506.65 is the source of this 795-nucleotide messenger RNA. RefSeq lists its product as hypothetical. Lineage: Eukaryota; Fungi; Ascomycota; Eurotiomycetes; Eurotiales; Aspergillaceae. The transcript has 2 exons. Gene Ontology annotation, biological process: lipid metabolic process. The record is from RefSeq and is a predicted model, not a curated record. Gene Ontology annotation, cellular component: membrane. Gene Ontology annotation, molecular function: oxidoreductase activity, acting on the CH-CH group of donors. The coding region runs from base 1 to 795 and encodes 264 amino acids.
AUGGAGAACAACAUGGACAAGACAGUCUCCAAAAACAACCUGACCUCCCGCGACUUUGUCCCUCGGGGCCGCAAAGCGUCCUCCCAUCGCAACACGGCGCUGUUUGUCGGCCUGCGCAUGCUGGACUGCUUCUUGCAGUCGCGCGUGCUGGCCGGGGCCCCCGCGGUGACAACCCUCCUGGGUCUCUUUGGUGCCCAGCAGAUCUCCAGUCCUGGAUCUUCUCUAUCCAGCUAUCGCCAGGUGUUGCUGGCGAUGCUGUGCACCACGGCCGCCAAACACGCCUGGUUCGCGACGUGCGUGACAGAAGAGGCCUGGACGGUCCACGGCGCCCUGGCAAUCGGAGUCUACAACAUCACCUGCAACACGCUGAACAACCUGCUGUUCCUGUGUACGGCCACGUCGGCGACCCGUCUACCCGCGGGCGAAACCCUGGCCAACCCCUGGCUGCAGGCGGGCGUUGCGCUGUUCGUCCUGGGCAUCGGCGCCGAGUGGCAGUGCGAGCUGCAGCGCCGGGCCUUCAAGACGGACGCGCGCAACCGGGGGAAGCCCUUCACGCAGGGGCUGUUUGCCCUUGUCCGCCACCCGAAUUAUAGCGGCUACACGCUCUGGCGGGGGGCCCUGGGCCUCGCCACCAGCGGGCCGCUGUCGGGGCUGUUGAUUGCGGUGUUUUUUGCCUGGGACUUUUGCAAACGCGCAAUCCCGGCGUUGGAUGAGUAUUGUUCGAAGCGAUAUGGCGCCAUGUGGGUGGAGUACAAGCAGAACACGCGUUAUCGGCUGAUCCCGGGCAUUCUCUAG